Molecule: messenger RNA, 1001 nt
Organism: Pseudoliparis swirei
Lineage: Eukaryota; Metazoa; Chordata; Actinopteri; Perciformes; Liparidae
Product: CD209 antigen-like protein C
Exons: 6
Coding region: 1-768 (255 amino acids)
Source: RefSeq, a predicted model, not a curated record
AUGGAUCACCUGACGGACGUCUAUGCCAAUGUAGAGGAACCAUCAGGCCAAAAAAAGAGUUUGUCAAAAAGUUCUGAAAGUGUUUAUGAAGAUGUGUUGAUCGAAACUCUGGAGCCAAACAGAACUGGAGCAACACUCUCAGGUGUGAAGAAGAGUUCCUGCAGAGCUGCUGCAGUGGUUCUGGGUCUGCUGUGUCUCCUCCUUCUGACUGGACUCAUAACUUUGGGUUGCCUGUUCUCCAAAGGCAACUCUGAGCGGCAAACGAAGAUGAUCCAGUUACAGACCAGUAACAACAACCUGACUAACGUACAAGACAAUUUCCAAAAAAGAGUUGAAGAAUUGGCCAAACAGAGGACUGAUCUUCAGGGAAAGAUUCGAGAUCAGCAUACCAAACAAGGAUGGGUGUAUUUCAACGGUAGUAUGUAUUCCAUCUCUUCACUGGCAAUGUCCUGGCUAGACAGCAGAGCGUACUGUGUGCAAAGAUUCGCAGACCUGGUGAUUAUUAACAGCGAAGAAGAGCAGAAGUUCAUUAGCAAUUUCAAAAAACCCGUAUGGAUCGGACUCACUGAUCGAGAGACGGAGGGGAGAUGGAAAUGGGUGGACGGAACUCCGCUGACCAAAAGCUUCUGGAACCCUCUGGAGCCAAAUGGACAGCCGUUUCAAAGGGAUGAAGAUUGUGCAGAAAACUAUUAUUUGGAAAAAAACUGGAAUGAUGACAAGUGUGAACAUAAAAAAAUGGGUAUAUGUGAGAAGAUGUUGCCUCCAUAACCCAAAACCAACAAAACAAUGACAUAACAACAGGGAAAUACUCUGUUCACGUUCUCCAGCAUGAACAUAAUGCUCAGCCCUCCUCUCUGCAUGGGGCAUGCAUCUAAUUAAUGUACAUGGAAAGAUAAAUAUAGCUUGUUUCGUUGCUUUAAACCCUGAAUAUGAUGAGUAAUGUGUGACCUAAAAAAGAUGUCAUAAUUAUCCAUAACAUAUAUAUUUGUUUGUAUUUUUAG